This is a messenger RNA of Argiope bruennichi, 9791 nucleotides long. RefSeq names its product diacylglycerol lipase-beta-like. NCBI's taxonomy places the organism in Eukaryota, Metazoa, Arthropoda, Arachnida, Araneae, Araneidae. Bases 447 to 2516 code for a protein of 689 amino acids. The transcript has 14 exons. The record is from RefSeq and is a predicted model, not a curated record. Gene Ontology annotation, biological process: lipid metabolic process.
UGUCAUAAGUGAAGCGGUUUAGCGGCAGCUGUUUUCCUCUUGAAUUACAUAAAGGAUGAAUUACUACCUUUCUAAACGCUUAAAUGAUUCUCAAAAUGCGAAUUUAAAUUAAUAGUUAGCUCCUUCAUAUAUUGUACAUCUUUUUGUCCGUAUUUUCUUUAGCAUGUAUAAAUUAAAAAGUCUGUGUGUGCUUUAUUGACGAGCACAUAAUUUAGGUAUUUAUUAAAUUUAACUUUCUCGGGACAUUUGAAAUGUUUUUUUUAUACUGCAGGAAUUAAGCUACGUUGAGAGAAAUGAAAAAGCCCUGCAUACUGGUCAAAGUAUAUCUUAAACAGAAAUGAUUAAAACAGGUAUAAAAACUGCAGAAACUGUUUCCUUGUGGGCCAAAAAUUGUUCAAAACUGGAUGUUGGUUUGCAAUGAAGCUUGUUGAAUCUUUUAAGUGAAAAUGCCAGGUAUUGUUAUAUUUAAAAGACGAUGGCGAAUAGGAAGUGAUGACUUUGUGUUUCCUGCUUUGGCUGAAUUUUUCCUAAGGUUAAUUUGGUUUGUGGUGGUGCUCGUUUUAUUUCUGAAGCACUUGCCUCACUUGAAAUGCUCCGGAGAGAGGCUGCUUCACACCUACCUGAUCCUCUCGUUAGCGGGGCUGGGCUUCAUUCUGUUGUUGGAUGCCCUCAUUGCUUGGAUCAGUUCAAGAGGAACAGUCGUCCAGACUAGACCAAGGAGGCAUCUAUGCAAAAUUUUAUAUCUUCGUUUACUGGUUAUGAUAAUGGAAAUAGUAUGGAAUGGAAUAGGUACUAAAUGGGCUUUUACACCUGCAGAUCAUGUUUGUGAACCAAAAGAAGUGAUCACUUUAGUCCAGGUUAUAGCAAUUUGUAGUUGGGUUGUUCUUGGAAUCAUGAUUUUUGGAAUAAUAUUAGUCUUCGAUCCAGUUGGCUCCUAUAGAAAUAAUGGAAGCGGACAUAGAGUUGCUGAUGUAGAAAGAGGUGAACCACAGGCUCUCUAUAUUAAUUUAAAUAGGAAUCCUGAAAAGGCUAAAAAAAUUUGGGAAUGGCAAAUACGCCUAUUUUGCUGUUGUUGUAAUCAAGAUGAACAGAGCAAGAAUGCUUAUUCAGAUAUUUCUAAGUUAUUCACUUAUUGGUUUGAAGAUGUAGAUUUGGUGCCAUCAGAUAUUGCUGCUGGCUUGAUUCUUCUACAGCAGAAGCAAGCUACUGAAAGUGGAAAUAGAGUUUCUACCUCACAACAUUCUGAAAAUUUUUCAGUGCAGUCUCCCGAUUCUUUAACUAGUACUGGAGCUGUUCAAGGAAGUAUUAUUUCAAGCCCAGGUGUUUUUACUCCACCUGCCAACCAGUUUUGGAUGACUCCAGAGCUUGCCUGUCAUUUCAUGAAGUUUGCGCAAGGAAGCUAUGGAUGGCCCGUGUUCCUGUAUACAAAUAUUUUCACUGGCAUGUGCCAAAUUUGGAAGCAUAUAAGAUGCUGUGCUUGUUGUUGCAAACCUACCAGCUACAUAAUUGAUGACAACUGCUGCGAGUGUCACACAGCUGUCCUGAAACAAGUCACGGGUCUCUCAGAUGAAGAUCUCAUUUUUGUGUCUUUCCACAACAGAGUAUAUGAAAUACCGUUCUUUGUCGCCAUCGAUCACCAGACUUGUUCUGUCGUUGUGUCUAUUCGAGGCACACUUUCUCUGUCCGACACACUAACAGAUUUGUCAACCGAAUGUGUCAAAAUCAUCAUGGAUGGAUGCUCUCAGGGAGUGUCUUGCCACGGAGGAAUGUUAAGGGCUGCGUUGUUUAUUAAAAAUAAGCUUGAAGAAAGCCAUGCACUGAGUGAUGCAUUCGCUCUCCACCAGAGUUAUUCUCUUGCCAUAACAGGCCACAGUUUAGGAGCUGGUGCUGCGGCUCUCCUUGCGGUACUUUUGCGUCCUAUUUAUCCAAAUUUGCGCUGCUAUUCUUUUAGCCCCCCUGGUGGUCUGAUGAGCCUCGAGGGAGUGAAGUAUACUGAAGAUUUUGUAAUGUCCAUUGCUCUUGGAGAUGACCUAGUGCCAAGAUUGAGUGUGCCAAAUAUUGAAGAUAUGAAAAGGAAACUUCUGAACUGCAUUUCAGAUUGUGAACAACCGAAAUGUAAAAUAUUUCUUCACAAAUUGUUUGAUUGUAUUGGAAAGAAGCCUUCUCAAACGGAUGCCAGCACAGCUCCCUUAUCUCGUCCUUUACUUGAACAUUUUGGGCAAACUAAUUCUUGUGGAAAUUAUACAACUAACAGUUCACAGGAAGGUUCGUCUGAGAGCAGUGUGAGUAGUGGACAAACUGCAGUUCAUUCUCGGCAUUCAGCUCCAGUUCCGUUGUACAUUCCUGGUCGAAUGCUGCACUUGUCACGAACUGAUUCUGGUUACAAUGGACGAUGGGUCUCCUAUGACUACUUUAAUCAAAUAAUAAUUAGUCCCACAAUGUUAUCUGAUCAUAUGGUCUAUAAUGUAUAUAAUGCUCUGAAGCAGUUGGUCAGUAGUUCUGGGAAUUUUCCAUAACCAGUAUUUGUUGAUGAAAAGAAUUAAAAUAAUAAUUUUUAAUGAAAUAAAAAAGAAAUACGUACAUUUUUGCCACUUCAAAGUUUGUCUGAUGGCUACUUGUAUGCAUAGGUUGAAUUGAAUGUUAAAUUGAGGCAAGUGUUCAUAAACCAUGAAAAGUUAAUGUUGUACAGAUUUUAGUAUAAUUUAAAUUGUAUUUUACUUCUGAUAUCAAGCAAAAAUAAUAGAAAAUAAUGUCCAAGUUUGUUAAAUGAGAUUUUAAACAAUAGUAAACCUAAUUUUGACUUUACAAAUACUACUUAAAACAUAUUAUUUAUUAGUUAUUUCACACUUGCCUUAAUAUACCAUAGAAUAUUUAACAGGUCAUAUGCUUCAUAAACAGUGUGCCAACAAUUAGUUUAUAUAUUUAAAACAUUACUUGCUUUAUCUUUAAAAUUGAGAUCAUCUAUUCUUGAAGUGUACCUUGUUUUAUUUGUGUUAUGCUGUGAAAAAGUUUAUAUGCUAAAAAGAUACAUUCAUAGUUUUAUUUAGAAUUGAAUACAUAUAUAUUUAAUUUUCAACCCAAAUUGCACAAGACUUUUUAAAAAUAUAUUUUUCAUCUUAAGGGAAUUUGUAACUUGUGCAUUUUGUCAAUGAAGAGUUUUCAGAUUGAACCAUAUAGUAUUUCAUAGCAUUAAAUACACAAGCCUGCAAAAUUGAACUCUUUGAAAAAUACAAGAGAAGUUUUCGUUGAGUUUUAUGUUAUUUGGUGACCUGAUUUCGAAAAUAACCUCCAUAAUUUCUCAUCAUGCCAGAAUUUUUUAUAAAGUCAAUAUCAAUAUUUUUUUCUAAAAUCUUAUUUGAAAAGGAAUUUUCACUAACAAUUUUGCAUGUGCUAUUUGAUAACAGAGGAUUUUAUCAUUUAAAUUUAUAUAAAAUCGAUUCUUGUUGAGGCAAAUUGAUUUUUAAGCAAUCAGUUAAUUUUGUAUAGGUGAACUUAAGUGGAUGAAAACCACUGUUGCCAAAUCGCAUGAGUCGCCUCUUGUCAAGAGAAAAGCAUUAAGUUACCUUGAGUUUAAGCUUUUUAGAACAAAUUAUGAUGCAGUUUCUUGAGAAAAUCACCAAAAUACUAUUUUAAUUUGUUUUUACAAGGUAACUUACAAAAAAUGGACGAUUGAUCAAAAGGAGAAAAUCUUACAUAUGUGUACUUGUAAGUUUGAAACAAAUUUUAAAUUGAGUAAAAAAACAAAACAAGACAAAAGUUACUAUUUAAAAGUAGUACUCUUUUUGCUUUGAAACUUCUUUUUGACAUUCUUCUUUUAUGUUCAAUCUCAGGCCUAUCUUGUGUUAACAUUCAAUAGUAAUUGACGAGCAUGUUUUUGCCUCACUUACCUUGAUAUUUGCACUCCUUAUCUUUGAUGUCUUGGUUUAACCUUUCACCCUGUUAUUCGCAGACUGCUCCUAAAUUGUCAGAGAUAAAGUCCACAUAAAUGAAGGAAAUGUACUUUGACACUCAUGGAGCAAUCCGAUGCUUUAAAUUUAUGCAACAUUUUCAUAAUAAUUUCUUUAUAGUCCGAAUUCUUGUAGUUACCCAGAAAUUUAUUGAUGAGUCUUUGAAGUCAACCCAGGCUUCUUUUUUCUUUGUUAUCAUGGUGGUCUCAAAUUAUUUAUUCUUCAUAGACUUGUGGAUAUCUAGACAAACAAAGAUUUCUUCUUUCAACUUGGCUUCUGAUAAACCCGGAAACUUUUUGCACAAAUAUUUAAAACAAUCGCCACCUUUGGAAUAGCGUCAUCUAACCGCGAUUCAAAAUUACGAGGUCUAUCCCAAAAUAGCCCUAGCGUUGCUUUAAAAUGGGAUGUUAAUAUAAUUAUACUUAACUAAACUUUUAGAAUAGCCUUGACAAACUGCUUCAUUACACCUAAUUUUUAUACAUGGGGGUAACAAUUUUUUUUUUUUUUUUUUUUGCUCAGUUAAGUUGUUCCGAAUAACAUUCUUGUUGCCUGAUUCAAGAUUUCGUCUGGUUUGGCCAUUCUUUUUUGAGUCUUAUUGUGGCUGUCCCACUCACAAAUGAAACAUGGAAACUUUGAAUAUCCGCCUUGUGGGCCAAAAAACAUGGAUGUAACUUUCAAAUCCCCGCAAAUGGCUCUACCAUGGUCAGUAUAGUUUAUUUUGUUGAGCAUGAGAGCUAGGUUUUCACGGCCUUUAAUAUACCUUUUAAAUACACGGAGUGUCCAUGGUACAGAUGCAUACUGGCUUCCGUAAUGAAGAAGGGCAGCUUUAAGGCUCUUUUUUUGGCUUUUGGCAGCUUAAGGCUUUUUUGUUGAAUCUAUAAACAGCAUCCAUUCAUCUUUAUCGUAGAGGAUAUUAAAUUUGGCCAUCAAAUCCGGGAACAUCAGAACAAUAGACCAGGUUCUCCUCUUCCUCAAAGUACUUAACAAAUUCUUUUACCAAUAAAAGGAGGUUUCUUUGGCCAUGGAGGUGUCACAGAGGAAUAUUAUAUAGAUUUCACCACAGCAAAAUGUUGGAUAGAAAUGGAGGGAAGAAAUUCUGUGCUGAAAAAUUUAUGGUAGAUAUUCAUAAAAAUCCAAGUAAAAUUCAAUUUUUUAAGAAAUUGUGACAUGAUUGAAAUUUUUCAUUAUUUUAAAUUUCAGCACCAAAAAAUACAUAAAGUUCAGCUAUCAGUUCACUUGUAUUUUUUUUAUCGCAGGCCUGUGAUAUUUUUAAAACAAUAUUCCUCUUGACUUGUGUCAAAACAUACAAAUAGAAAUUUCUUAUUAAAAGUCAAAACAUGUUGCAUGUUUUUACACACAGAAAUUUGUCCCAUUGACAUAACUUUGUAGCUUAAUAUUUCAUCAUUUUUUUUUUGUGCUGUAUCUUAUUUUUCAUCUCAUCAGAUGAAUGAAUUGUUCUUUCUGUUUGCAAACUUUAUCCUAUAUUUUUAUGUAGUCAUAAUCUAGUAGCAUAUUUGAGCUUAUUUGUUUUUUAUCUUUGUUUUCUUUAUAUUUUUACUGUGAUGUGCACAACAUCUGUUUUGUAAUUUAUGUACUAACUAUAUUUGUGAGAUAUAUAUUGUGUUUGUGAUUUCAUUAUUUUGACGUUUGACUUAAAGAUCAAUGUAAAGACAUGCUAGCAAUGGUGAUAAUAUAUUCAAAUCAAAUCACUGCUGAAUCUUUAUUUUUAUAUUUUAAAAAUUCCUUUCUUUGUUGGGAAGGAAACUUCCUAAAUAAACAUUAGUUAUUUAUAUUUUCUAUCUAUAAAAACAUUUCCAUGUCUCAUCAAAAUAUAUGGUAUAUUUUCAAAAAUCUAAUUUCAAUGCAAUAAAGAGUUGGAAUGAUUUGAAAAUGCAGUAAACUCGACUAUCAAAUGUAAUGUAGCUGGAGUGAGACCAGUACCAAAAAAUUUUUUUAUAAAAGCUCAAAAAUAAUUAAAACAUUCCUUUUUAUAACAAAACUUCAUUGUUGUAAAAACAGCCCUGUAAUAAAAAUUUUAUAUGCAUUUUAAUAUAAAUUUUAAUAAGAUUUAAAUUAAUUGUAUAAUAAUAAAAUCAUAUAAACUGUGCAAUAUAGGUUUUAUUCAUUCAAAAUUUAUUUUAAUUUACUUUACUAUUCAUUGCUUAAUGAAUAUACUAAUAUGGAAAGGGAGGCAGAAGCAAGAGUAAACAGCACCCAGGCUAUAGUUUGUUUGUUUUUUCCCAUCGAAUGUAUCGUAUGAUUUUCCACCCAAUGGAAAAUGUAUCAUUUUUUGCCAUUUAUGAAAAAAUAAAAUUCUUAAAAGUUAUUAUGUUAAGAAUUUUACCCUUUUCUUUGUAGCUUUAUGAGUAUUUUUAAAUUUUGUAAAUUAGUAAGAAUUUUUUUUUUCUUUUUUGAAAAACCAAAAAUUAUUUUAAAAAAUAUUAUGAAAACGUUUGAAAUAGGCCUCCCACCCAUAGCUUACUUUUAGAAAGGGGUAUUUUGUUUCUAUAAUAUAUAUAGAAGUGGGAAAUUAUUUAUGCAUGAAAUUCCUAAAAAUUGCAUACAAAAUUUGUAAUAAUUCGCAUAGCAUUUGUUGGUUUAUAUUUUCUUUUAAUUCUUUAAAUUGAGAAAUUAAAAUGGAUUACUUAAGAACUGCUGUUAAUAAUUCAGCAAAUUUAUUGAUUCAACUCGAAAUCAGUUCAUUCAAGUGGAAUCUGAAUUCUAGUUUUGAAAUUAUCUGGUACCAUUUAUAUGGAUAAUUGUAAAUUCAUAAUAUAUCUGCCAUUUAUUUUCCACAUUAGAAUAUUAAAAAUAGAAAUGUUUUGCGUGAAUCAAGGAGGAGAAAUGUAAAUCUUACAUGCAUUGUAGGUUUUAAAUAUAAAUAAAUUGUAAUUUAAUAAAUGUAGAAGAUUUUUAUGUUGAAAAAAAACCCUUUUUUUUUAUUAUUUAUGUUUAAAGUACAGUUAAUGGGUUUAAUAAGUGAUUAUCGAAUGAGCAAUGAGGCAAAUUAAAAAUUGAAUUAAUAUAUUAGAAUGAAAUAUAUAUUAUAAUAAAUAGUUUUACUUAUUUACUAUAUUAAGUAUCUAUUAAGUAGCGUACAAUGAGCAGGGAAGCUUGAUAAAAAGAAAGUGUGGUGUAUCUGUAAUAAGUACUAAAGUAAGGGAACACAGAAGCUAUGAUUGUGAGAAGGAAAAAAACAGAACAGUCUGCAUUCUGUGGCGAUUCCCAAAAAUGCACAAGAAACUAACGAAAAGAAAAAAAAAAAAAAAAAAAAAAAAAAACAGAUUUUGCACAUUGAAAAGAAUCUCACAAAAUGCUUCAUUUUGCCAAUUUUUUGUACUUGCUUUGGGAUUUUUUUUUUUUUUUUCUUCUGCAUAUAUGUCAGGAUGUAUAUAAAAAAAGGUAAUAAUAAUUUCUGAAAAAUAUCAUUGUGGAAGUUUGCUUAUUUUUGUAAAAUCAUCAUUCCAGAUGAAUUAUUAUUAGUUUAAAUAUUUACUAAUGCGAUUAAAGUAUAAUAAAAUGAUAUUUUAUUCGUCUUUUAAAAGAAAACAUAAAGACGUUUUGAGAGAAUACAAAGGAGAGACGAAGUAGGGGUUUGCCAUUUGUUUUGAAAUAAUUUUAAAGAUUUUAAAAGAAUUAUAUAUGUUAUCAUAGAUUUAUAUUUAUGAAAAAAUAAUUGUUCCUGUCAUUAUUUUAUAGUAGAUGCAUAAAAGUGGCAUUUAUGAUAUAUUUAGAAAUGUAAAUGGAUACUAUUUUUUUUAUUUACUUUGUGUUACUAAAUAAAUAUUUUAUAUUUCCGAAUAUAAGCCAAGAACUUUUGGGGAACUUCUUCUAAACUACAGAUAUGUAUGAAUUCACUCAUCUCUCAAAAAAUGUAAGUACAUUUUCGUUAGUUAGGAGUAUGCGAUCCAUAGCUAAUGAUCGGCAGUAUAAAACCUUUUUUUUUAUUUCUAUUGCUUAUUUUUCUGAAGAAAAAAUGAAUUUAAAAAGAAAUGAGCUGUAUUUGUGUGUGUGAAUGAGUUAUUUUACCAUCGAAGCUGUUUAUUAUUGCUUGUCUGUUCUGUCGGGCGGAAGAUGUGCGGGUGGAAUUUUCCGUAAACACGAUCACUUGCAGUUUCUCUACCCUCCUAUCUUUCAGUCCAAAUGACGUAGAAAACGAGAGCAGCACAUCGCAUACCAAAAAGAAAGAGGGUGGUCUCACCCAAACUUUCUCGCAUACUCUCUACUAAACUUGCAAUGCUAGAGAGAGUCUUGCGUGGUGUUGGCAUGGCAUAGUUUCGAUUUGGCAUGAACCUUUAGCAUUUUUAAUGAGUCUAUUGUGUCGUCCUUGGUGAGGAUUUUUUAUUUAUUUAUUUUUGCGAUUCAUCCCUAGCAUGCCGGUGACAGUAUCCGAAAAUCGAAUGUGUGCUUUUGACAUGUUUUUCUCAACAGACAGGAAAGUGCAUUUGCGGUCACAAAAUUCCAUACCAAAUGUGUUAAGUUAUUGCGUUUUCGAAUGAACAUAUUUCUAGAAGUACAGACCGACCCUCAACCCGUUGUUGGAUUUGUAAAAAUGGGAGAGUUGUCUACACUCUGGAUGUGAAAUGUGUGUACCGAAUUUUAUCUGUCUAGCUCUGUUCGUUUUGUAAUUGUGUUCGCUUAUAUUCGAGCAGACGAACUUCCUCUGAACAGAUUUCACUCAAAAUCGGGUCGAAAGCUGCAAAUGGGGUGUAACAACCGUCAACCACAUUUCAGCCAUCUUACUCAAAGCGUUUUUAAGUUAUCUUUGUCACAAACAAACAGACGGACGGAUUUCCUAAAAAUGUGUUUUUCAAACUCAGGGAGAUACAACAUAGAGAGAUUCAUAAAAAAUCUGAAGAUUUUUUUUUUGAUGAUUACUAUUAUUUUUUAUACGAUGUAUACGAGGAAGUAAAAAGUGCUUGGCUUCAGAUGAGGUGACCAAAGCUAAAACGAUCGCCAUUGGCUUUGUGUGUUUUAUUUUAUAACGACUUGAUUGGAAACGAUUCCGCCCGUUUUAUCACCUUGGCAAUAUUUUACCUUCACCGCGGGAUUUUUUUUAAAUUUUAAUUUCGGCUUAUAAACUGAUUUUGAAUGAACGGUAAAUUUUUGGAGGGAAAACACAAUUCCGGCUUAUAUUCAUUAUAUUCAGAAUUAUACGAAAUCUCUUAUGGAUGUAAAUAUUAUACAUUAAAAUAUCAUAUUUUUUUCUUAAGAUAACAGAUGUUGUUGUUUUUUAAAUUUGUUACUUUUGAUCUAAAUAAUGAACUCCUUCCUUUCAUUUGUUGAAAAUCCCAUCUUUAGAUUCCAUUCAGUGAGGUUUAGUGAGAGAAAAUAUCUACAAACAUUUUGAUUUAUUUUUGAGAAGAAAGGUUUAUUAUUAUUAGUGAAAUGGAAAAUGCGGGGUUUCUGGCAUCCUCUAAUGCCAGAGGAGAAGAAAGGUAACAUGAAUUUUUAUUUUUAAUGAUAUACUGUGUAUUAGGAACCCGUUGCCAGCAUGGUCUGAAUAAUAGAAAAUGUGCAUUUAUUUGUUGUUAAAAGUCGUAGUAUUUAUUUUCUGUUACCAUUUUGAUGCAAAAAAAAGAUUUUAUUUCUGUUUCAUUGCAUGAUUUGUUUUUAUUGUUUGAACAUUAUAUACUGUAUAUAAAUAAGUGUAAAAAAUGAAAUGUGAUAUCUAUACUACAAACAUAUAUAUAUAUACACGCAAAUAACUAUGGAAAAACUUCCUUUAAUUAUCAUAUUGGUAUUCCAUGUGUCUGUGGAGCAUUUAAAAGAGCAAUAUUGAAUGAAAUAAUAUAUAUAAUUAUAUAUUCAUAUGUCAUAUGUAAUAGAACAUUGCUUGAGAUU